UCUUUAACACUUAGGUGUUCUUAUAACUUUCUUAACAAAUUAGUCGCCCUGAUAACCUGAAACGGUCAACUUGUGAACGCUAGACAUCCGUGAUUUCUACUAACGAAAUGGCAAAGAAGAUGUUACCGGGACCAAUAUGUUUGCUUUUGACUAUUGGCGUUCUACUGCUUGCCAACAAUAUGCCAAGAGUUAGUGGACAAGAGCUUGAACAACCACCGAAUACCGCGUCAGAUCCUAUCUCAAUAGUAAUAAAUCAACCACAAACAUCAUUAGUUAUAGGAUCGGACUUAGCUAAAGAACUAAUCGCAAGCUUACUUGGUGGCAAACCAGCUGCUGAUGGAAAUAAAAAUGAACUUGAUAAGGUUGUGAUAAAUAAUGCGAUGGAAAAAGAUAAGGAGAAAAGUAGUGAAAAUAAGAAUGGCAGCUCUGAGAUUGUAACAACUAAGCCUGAAGUAAGUACAGAAACAGCAAAAGAAACAGAUAAUUCUGAAAGUACGACAAAGAAAUAUGUUCGCCCUAAACAUGUGCAGAAUUAUUUGGAAUAUCUUGAUAAUAUAAACAAUUACGUACCAUCGUACUAUGGCAAUGGGCGGUUCGUGGUAGGUUAAAUAAAACUUGACUGAGCAUCAUACAUUGUGACGAACAUGUUCAUUCAAUUUGUUUUUUUUUUUUUUUGUUUUUU
Molecule: messenger RNA, 682 nt
Organism: Bactrocera dorsalis (oriental fruit fly)
Lineage: Eukaryota; Metazoa; Arthropoda; Insecta; Diptera; Tephritidae
Exons: 2
Coding region: 108-608 (166 amino acids)
Source: RefSeq, a predicted model, not a curated record